This is a messenger RNA of Hydractinia symbiolongicarpus, 2748 nucleotides long. RefSeq lists its product as uncharacterized. Bases 1 to 2748 code for a protein of 915 amino acids. NCBI's taxonomy places the organism in Eukaryota, Metazoa, Cnidaria, Hydrozoa, Anthoathecata, Hydractiniidae. The record is from RefSeq and is a predicted model, not a curated record. The transcript is spliced from 3 exons. Gene Ontology annotation, molecular function: catalytic activity.
AUGGCGGCAAGGCGUGCGGACGUGUUUUGCUUGCUCCUGUUGUUCAUUUUUAUUUAUACAUGUUUUUGCAUCAGAAAAAGUUGCUUUUGUCAACCAGAUGGGAUCAGUAUCACUAUUACUGGUUUGUGUAAAGAACAAGAAGAAACAUUCGUUUAUUCGUCACUGUUUGCAGUUAGAUCGAAGUCCAUAGCUCGAUACAGAAAAAGAAGUUUGAUUUGUUUGUUAUUACUGGCUUGCGGAGAUGUCGAAAGAUGUCCAGGACCGCAAUAUGAACAGAUAAAAUCGUUUACAAACAUGAAAGGUAUAAAGUUCUUACACCAAAAUAUCAGAGGAAUUUUUCAUAACAUGGCAAAUCUUACUGCAUUAUUAUCUUAUGAAAAUCGUAUAGACAUUUUGACAUUAUCUGAAACUCACAUCGAAGCACAGAAUGGGUGUGAUAACAACGAUUUAUACACAAUACCGGGGUACAACUUCAUUUCACGUUGUAGAGAAAUUGGGAAAGGUGGAGGUGUGGCCACUUAUAUAUCGGAACAAUUGACAUGGAAAAGGAGGGAAGAUCUAGAGGUGAAUGACAUUGAAUGUAUCUGGCUCGAAAUUUUUCCGAAAAACGCAAAAAGUUUUCUUAUAUGCUGUAUGUAUAGACCCCCUGACUCAUCUCUAUAUCUGAAUUCUCGUUUUAACGAAAUUUUAAGAGAAAUGUUAAUAGCUGUUAAUAAAUUAACACUAGAAACAAUCAUUAUGGGCGAUGUUAAUGUGAAUUAUUUGAAACAAGGUGAUCAUCGUGAAAUCAAAGAUAUAUUCAAAUUGCAAUCAUUUGUACAGCUCGUAAAAAAGCCCACGAGAAUAACGCAAGACACUGAAACAUUAAUUGAUGUGAUAUUUACUAACAAAAGUUCGACGAUCUCCCACACGGACGUUCUACCUCUGAGUCUGAGUGAUCACGAUUGUAUUGGUUGCGUAAGAAAAGUUAACCAUCAAAAGUUUAAAUCGCGCACCACACGAUGUCGAAAUUACAACAAAUAUGACCCUGAAAAAUUGAACACAGACAUAAAUAAUCAUGAUUGGCAACCUAUGUAUGAAAUGAGUUCCGUGGAAAGUUCCUGGGAAUAUUUUAAAACAACAGUACAUGCUAUAAUCGACAAGCACGCUCCCGUUAUAACCAAAAUGGUAAAAGGACGUUCCUGUCCGUGGUUGAGUGCUGAAAUUAAGAAACAUAUGAACAAUCGAGAUAAACUCUUGAGGAAGGCACGAAAAACGAAGAAAGCGUCAAAUUGGUUGGAAAACCGGCAUAAUCCUCGUAAGUUUUGGAAAACAAUCAAAAGCAUAUUUCCUGCAGGAAAGUCAUCAUCUCCAACAAAUAGUGAUCAGCCGGAUGCAGCUGAGAAACUUCUUUACGCUAACAAAUUUUGUCGAUACUUUUCAGAUUGCGCUAGAAAAUUGAAGGACGUCGCUUUUCCAUUACGAAACCUUAUAUGGAGAUAUACUCCAAUAAUUUCGACCAGGACUGAUAAACUCUUUCAUUUUCAUUACGUCACGAAAGUGUUUGUCGAAAAAGAAUUAAAAAAAUCUUUGAAGAGAAAGAAAGCCACCGGUGCAGAUGACAUACCACCGGGUGUUUUGAAAGAUGCUGCUACACUCCUUUCUCAACCAUUAGCAUUCAUUAUAAACCUGUCGCUGCGUACCAGUACAAUACCGUCGGACUGGAAAAUCGCAAAAGUUACGCCACUUUUUAAGGGAGGAAAUUCAUCUGAAGAAACAAACUAUCGACCUAUCUCAGUUCUUCCUAUAGUUUCCAAGAUUCUAGAACGUGCUGUUCAUCACCAAUUAAUUGAUUAUCUAGAAUCAAAUAACUUACUUUCUCGAAAUCAAUUUGGGUACCGUCGAAAACGAUCAACGGAGAUGGCGACUACGUUAUUAACGGACAACAUCAGGAAAGAAGUAGACAGUGGCAAUCUAGUUGGUGCAAUUUUUGUUGACUUGUCAAAAGCAUUUGACACUCUUAGUCAUGGAUUAUUACUGUCAAAAUUAUGUUCUUAUGGUAUUAAAGGAAUUGCUUUGAAUUGGUUCUCAGACUACCUCUUCAAUAGAAAGCAGUAUUGCGUAGUAAACAACGUAGCAUCCGAAGAGAAAAGUAUUGUCUGUGGUGUACCACAAGGAUCCAUCUUAGGACCUAUCUUGUUUUUACUUUAUUUCAAUGACUUUGAAGAGUGCGUUAAAUAUUCUGAAGUCAUAGAGUUUGCAGAUGACACGGUGUUAUAUUUUGCGAGCAAACGGUUACAAGACAUCGAAGACAAGUUCAAUUACGAUCUCGAGAAGAUAGCCGAAUAUCUCAAAGAUAACGAAUUAGUAAUAAAUCUCAGAAAAGGAAAGACCGAGUCAAUGGUAUUUGGAACUCAAAAACGACUCUCGAUGUAUUCACGACAAAUGAAUUUAUAUUACAAUGACGUUCCAAUAUCUUCAACUACACAUUAUAAGUAUCUUGGUACUGUUUUGGAUCCAUCUUUGAACAUGAACGAAAACUUCAACACGAUUUACAAAAGAGCUUCGAACAAGCUACGUUUGUUAAGUUCACUCAAAAUGGGUCUUACUGCGGAUGCUGUUAGAAAGAUCUACACAGCUAUUAUUUUACCAGGAUUAUCCUAUUGCAGUAACGUUCAGCUCAAAUUCAGUGAUACUCAAAUAAAGAGACUCGAAUCCAUUGACAAUCGUGCUAGAAUUCUGACUCAACAAAAUACUACUUCACUGUGA